This is a messenger RNA of Peronospora farinosa, 762 nucleotides long. The record is from the annotation of a GenBank genome assembly. Lineage: Eukaryota; Oomycota; Peronosporomycetes; Peronosporales; Peronosporaceae.
AUGUUUCGCAAUCAAUACGAUACGGACGUGACGGUGUGGUCUCCACAGGGCCAUCUCCACCAGAUUGAUUACGCCAUGGAAGCAGUAAAACAAGGCAGUGCGUGUCUAGGAUUAACGUCCAACAAAGUUGCAGUGUUGUGCGGUAUCAAACGCCAGAGUCUCGAAUUGGCCGAACACCAGAAGAAGGUCUUCAAGAUUGACGAGCACAUGGGCAUUGCUAUCUCUGGACUUACGGCGGAUGCACGCACAUUGGCACGUUUUAUGCGCACAGAGAGUCUCAACCACAAGUUUGUGUACGGAAGCGCCAUUACCGUGGGGCGUUUAGUGUCGGACGUGGCCGAUAAGAAACAGGAGUGUACGCAAUCCUACAUCCGUCGUCCGUACGGUGUGGGGCUUCUAGUGGCUGGUGUGGAUAAAAAAGGAGUGCAUUUGUACCAGACGUGUCCAUCGGGCAAUUACUACGAGUACAAGGGCAUUGCUAUUGGUGCACGAUCGCAGUCGGCACGCACGUAUCUGGAAAAGCACUUUAAAAGCUUUCCCAAUUUGAGCAAGGAGGAGCUCAUUCAUCACGCACUGCAGGGCGUGCGUGGCUGUCUUCAGGGAGACCAGGAACUGACGGCUAGCAAUAUCACUAUUGCUGUCGUGGGAGUAGACCAGCCUUUCAAGAUUAUUGAGGGCACCGAGCUGCAGCCUUACAUUGAUGCCGUGGAGGUGUCGGAUGUGAAGGAGGACGAGGACGGUGAUGCCAAGAUGGAAGAAUAA